Molecule: messenger RNA, 2607 nt
Organism: Exophiala dermatitidis NIH/UT8656
Lineage: Eukaryota; Fungi; Ascomycota; Eurotiomycetes; Chaetothyriales; Herpotrichiellaceae
Exons: 4
Coding region: 1-2607 (868 amino acids)
Cellular component (GO): plasma membrane
Molecular function (GO): calcium-activated cation channel activity
Source: RefSeq, a predicted model, not a curated record
AUGAAUACCCUGGAGAAAACGGAUCCAGGUGCUGGUGGCCACCGAAAUGCUGGCUCGAAUUCAGCAAAUGCCAUUGCUGCGGCAUUGGUGCCGACGCUCAUCACAGCGGCUGCCUUCUUGCUCGCUUUCUUGGCCUUGAGGUCGAGGUACAGAAACAUCUACGCGCCCCGGACAUACUUCCGCUCGAUACCCCAGAAGGACAGAACACCUUCCUCCAGUCAUGAUUCGGUGUCCUGGUACCACGAUUUCCGCGCCCUGGAUGACAAGUUCGUGCUUCGUCAUUCAUCCUUGGAGGCUUAUCUCUUCUUGCGGUAUCUACGCAUGAUCGUCCUGAUCUGUGUAGUAGGUUGCUGUCUGACCUGGCCGAUUCUCCUCCCCGUCAACUAUACCGGAGGGGGUGACUCGUCUCAACUUGACAAGCUCUCGUUCAGCAAUGUCCUAGGUGGCAACCGACUAUAUGCACACGCCAUCAUUGGGGGCCUCUUCUUUGCAUUUAUCAUUCUUCUGAUGACUCGAGAGAGACUCUUUGUCGUGGGGCUACGUCAGGCAUACCAAAAAGUCCCUUUAAACGCUACUCGAUUGUCUUCGCGGGUAGUUUUGUACCUGUCUGUCCCACCGGAAGGCCUACGUGAGGAGAAUCUCCAGCGUUACUUCGGGAAAGAUGCGGUCAGGUCAUGGGUGGUUUCAAAUCUGAGCCAUCUCGAAAAGCUCGUCGCCAAGAGAGAUGGCAAAAUCGACAGUCUUGAGGGCCUGGAAGUGGAACUGUUGAAAAACGCAAACAAGGAGAAAGGCAAUGAACGCAACGAUCGUGAGGCUGUUGCACGCAGUUCUCAUGGACCGGUCGAGCCCGAGAUUGACCGUCAUAAACCGAGGUCGAAGUCGAAAUACAUCUUUGGGGAUGAUAUCGAUAGCAUCGCGAAACUACGCGCCGAGCUCUCCGGAUUAAUAUCCGACCUCGACCACAUCCGGCAGACAGACUCAGACGAGCCGAGCAAGAGAACCGGGGCCAUUUUCGUCGAGUUCAAAGACCAGGCUAGUGCCCACGAGGCUUUCCAGGUUGUGCGACACCCAUCACCGUUAUCCUUGCAGCCGAAAUAUAUCGGCGUUCAACCAAAAGAAGUUACAUGGAAAAACCUCAAUAUCGAGCCGUCGCUGCGGAUCACCUAUUCCUACAUGGCGAUUGCGCUGGCCGUGGCAACAAUCAUUCUGUGGUCGAUCCCCGUCGGAAUCAUUGGCACAAUAUCCAACAUCCAAUACCUAGCGGACAAAUUCGCAUUUCUGCGGUUCAUCAACAACCUCCCAGAGCCCAUCCUAGGUCUUCUGACGGGUCUUCUCCCGCCGCUCCUCCUCAGCACUGUGGUGUCAUACGUCCCGUAUUUCUUCCAGUACAUGGCAAGUCUGUCAGGACAGCCAACGACCAAAGAAGCCGUGAAGUGGGCACAGACAUGGUACUUUGUCUUCCAGGUGGUCCAAGUGUUUCUCAUCACCACAUUCUCAUCCGGCGCCGCCACCCUUGCAAACCGACUCGCAAACGAUCCGACUUCUGCCCCAACACUACUAGCGAAGAACCUGCCAAAGGCGUCCAAUUUCUAUCUGACCUACUUCAUAAUCCAGGGUCUUGGAACUGCAUCCAACAACGUGCUGAACUAUUCCGACCUUCUGUCCUUUUUGUUCUAUUACAAAUUCAUGUCCAAGACCCCCCGGCAGAAAUUCAACACAUACUCGAAAAUGAAAGGCAUCAGCUGGUUCAUCGUGUAUCCCAAAUUCACCAACCUGGCCGUCAUCGCCAUUGCCUACUCAUGCAUCGCUCCACUGGUGUUGGGCUUCGCGGCAAUUGGCAUCUUUCUGUUCUAUCUCAGCUACCGCUACAACCUGCUGUACGUGAUCCAAGUCAAGACCGAAACUCGCGGCGAAAGCUACAGUCGAGCACUCCAGCACAUGAUGACCGGCGUCUAUCUGGCAGAGCUGUGUCUGAUAGGUCUCUUCGGAACCAAAGGCGCCGCUGGGCCAUCGACCAUAAUGACGAUCCUUUUGGCCGCCACGGCCGUCCAUCACUACACCGUGAACAAAUACCUUGCACCGCUGGAGCAAUACUUGCCACUUGAGAUCUUGUCCGAUGAGGACGAGGAGCAGCAACCACUUUUAGGUGGUGGUGGUGGCGGCGGUGGUAGUCAUGGCGGAGAAGGAGAACGAGAAGAAGAAAGAGCAAGGAAUCAAUCCCGCAUCUACAAAAUCGGCCGCAAAGGAAAAGUGCCCACCGUCCUACUCGAUCCCCUAGCGAGGUAUCUAGAACCCAACAUUUUCGCUUCCGAAGAAGCCCUGCGUCCUUGGCUCGAAGAUCCCGAGGCCGAGUACGAUGAGAGCAAUUCGUACAGCGACGACCAGCUCAAGAAUGCAUAUCGAAACCCGGCCUUGACUUCAAAGACGCCGACGGUCUGGUUGCCACGAGACAGAAAGGGUCUUUCGAAGCAUGAAGUGGCGGAAAACGAAAAGGCCGGUCUGCCUAGCACGGAUGAUGGGGCCGAACUCACGGCGGACGGCGAGAUUGUCUGGAACUGUGAGGACUUUACGACCGUGCCUAUUUUCAAGGAAGCUACGCGGUACUAA